Telopea speciosissima is the source of this 1629-nucleotide messenger RNA. RefSeq names its product CBS domain-containing protein CBSX6-like. Lineage: Eukaryota; Viridiplantae; Streptophyta; Magnoliopsida; Proteales; Proteaceae. The coding region runs from base 241 to 1494 and encodes 417 amino acids. The record is from RefSeq and is a predicted model, not a curated record. The transcript is spliced from 2 exons.
CCUUUCAUGGGCAUUCGUUUCCUGACGCAAUGACCGGUUUUCUCACUCCUUCCAAACCCAUCGGUGGUUCUGUCUCUUUGAACCGGCCAAACCCAACCAUUACCACCGUCACAACUAGUUUUCUCAAUCCCCCUAAACCCAUCAGCGGUUUUCUUCUCCUCAUCUUCUUCCUCCAUUCCCUCUUUUAGCUCUAGCUAAAACCAGACUCAAGACCCCGUUUGGGGAAAAAAGGAUUUUUUUAUGGCUUCUGUGUUUCUGUACCAUGUCGUUGGCGAUCUGACGAUUGGGAAACCAGAUCUUAUUGAGUUCCAGGAAGCCGAAACCAUUGAAUCGGCGGUUCGGGCUAUUGGGGAAUGCACUGAAGGUGGGAUACCAGUGUGGAGGAAGAGGUCACAGAAGAGUGUGGUCGAGAAUGCAGAGAUGAGGCAACAGAGGUUUGUGGGUAUCAUCAAUUCGCUCGAUAUUGUUGCUUUUCUUGCCAGAGAAGAUUGUUUGGAUGAUCAGGAGAAGGCCUUGAAGACCCCAGUUGCUGAGGUGGUCGUGCCCAAUAAUUCUUUGCUGAAGGAGGUUGAUCCUGCCACUAGACUCAUAGAUGCGCUGGACCUGAUGAAACAAGGUGUGAUGCGCCUCCUUGUGCCAAAGAGUGUGGUGUGGAAAGGCAUGAGCAAGCGUUUCUCAUUUCUGUAUAGUGGCAAGGGGAUCAAGAACCUCGAAGCCUCUGGAAGCAGCGGCUCUCUCCCAAGCAACUCUCCCUCCACUUCCUCUUACCAUGAGAACAGGUUCUGCUGCCUAUCAAGAGAAGACGUGCUCCGUUUCAUAAUUGGACGUCUUGGCACUCUGGCACCUCUACCUCUCUCCUCAAUCUCCGCUCUUGGGGCCAUCAACCCAAACUAUUACCACAUUGAUACCUCCUCCCCAGCCCUCGAGGCUGCCCAAAAGCACCCCCAGGAUCCCAGUGUUGUGGCUGUUGUGGAGUGUACAUCUGAAGGUCAACACAAGAUUGUUGGGGAGAUCUCAGCCUCCAGAUUAUGGAAAUGCGAUUAUGUUGCUGCUGCCUGGUCCCUGGCUAACCUAACAGCUGGACAGUUCGUGAUGGGGGUGGAGGAUAAUGGGUCUCCAAGAGCUCUUCCCGAUUUCUUGUUCAAUUCUCAAAAUGGUGACAAUGAAGGAGGAGGUGUAGUUGGGAAUUCACCAGUAAGGCUAAGGAAGUUCUCCAGUAGGAGUAUUGGUUUCUUCAGCAAUCCAACAAGCCCAGCUGUUGGUGCUGCUACAGGGAGAAAUAUGUAUAGGGGAAGAAGUACACCAUUAAUGUGCAAGGUCACGAGUUCAUUGGCUGCAGUCCUGGCACAGAUGCUGUCUCACAGGGUAACCCAUGUAUGGGUUACUGAGGCUGGGAGUGAGGAUCUCUUGGUUGGUGCGGUGGGUUACAUUGACAUCCUGGAUGCUGUGACAAAGCACCCCACUACUGUUGUAUCUGUGGCAGAAGCCCCUUGAUUUGGACUUGUUUGGUUAGGCAACUUAGGCUCUCUUCUUUAUUGUUUUUAUUUCUAUCUAUCUGUCACAUUUCUCUUUUUGCAGGUGUUGGUAUGAUUUCUGAUCCUUAUUUUUUUUUAUUUAAUAUAGAUCAAG